AUGUAUCGGUUACCAUUUCAGUACUUUGCUAAUCGAAAUCUCGUGGGCGAAGAAGAAAAGGAACAACGUCGUUUCUCUGAGGUUAAUCACAUGAAAAUGCUACAGUAUCGAGUUCAAGGAAUGCAGGAUGCUAACUUCAAAUCGAAACGUUCCUUAUUCGGCAAACGUCCACAGAAAAAAUCCACUCAUCAGGGGUUGAUUAUGGCUUCGAUGGGAUCACUUGGUGUGCAUGCCGUAGAAACUGGUCUAGUAGAGUCAGAUUCAUCCGCUGAUGAAGGGCUCACGAUGAAGCGUCGACUAACCGACGAGCUUGAGCAUCCUUUGUAUACUAUUCGUGAGCGAGCUGAAUCCGAGACAUCUAAAUAG
Molecule: messenger RNA, 366 nt
Organism: Cooperia oncophora
Lineage: Eukaryota; Metazoa; Nematoda; Chromadorea; Rhabditida; Trichostrongylidae
Source: the annotation of a GenBank genome assembly